AUGGGCCCGCCCUUGUGCACGAUAUCUUUGAAUUUGGGCUCGACUCCAACGGCCGUGUCUUUCCAGAACAGCGUUCCUAGCGAGUUUCCGAAAUGCAGCACAGAAUUGACUUUAUCGAGGAUCGAGACCGUGCUAGCUGCGGAUUCCUUGGACGACGACGCAUCCUGCCACUUGUUCGACCGCAUCACCUUCUCCAGGUUGUUGAUCAGCUUUCCGGAAGCAGAAACCUGUGCAAACACGUUUUCAAGGCCCCUUGGGUUGUUGAGGUUCUUGAUGAUCAGAUUGAUUGCACCAGCAAUCUUAAGACUCAGCAGCUGUUGCAACUGGUUGUAA
Molecule: messenger RNA, 333 nt
Organism: Ogataea philodendri
Lineage: Eukaryota; Fungi; Ascomycota; Pichiomycetes; Pichiales; Pichiaceae
Exons: 1
Coding region: 1-333 (110 amino acids)
Source: RefSeq, a predicted model, not a curated record